AUGUCACAACCAAAUCAAGAUCUAACUUUCUACAAAGAUCAUACAUUAAUAUCAGAUAAAAUACUAAAAAGUAAUAAUUCUUAUUUAACAACAAUCACAUAUAUUCAAGGAACUUCACCAAAUUGGUUAAUUAAUUCAUUAAUUGAAAAUAGUUUACAAGGUUCAGCUUUACCAAUAAAUCAAGAAUUAAAAACCACACCAAGCAGAAGUAAUGUUAUAUUUAUAAGUUUUUUACAUAAUAAAGAAUUUUAUAUUAGGAAUUUAAAAAAAAAUGGAAUUGAUUUAACCCAAAAUUCAAAUUUUAUUUUCAUUGAUUAUUUUACAAAUUUAUUUUCAGAAAAGAUUAAAGAUUCAACAAAUGCAAUAAAUGAUACAAAUAAAUUAUUUGAUGAUCUGAAAAUUCCAAAAAAUUCAAUUAUUUUUAUUGAAUCACCUGAAAUAUUAUUAUAUUCAACAAAUAUAAUAAGUGAUGAUUUACUUUUUAAUUUAAUAAAAUUAAAUAAAAAAACAAAUCAGCUAUUUAUUAUAAGUUCAAAAGAUGAAGAACUCAUAGAUUAUAAUGUUAAUGAAAUUGAUAAUCCAACUUUUAAAAUUACUGAUUUUUUAACAAAAUUAUUAUUUAGAUCUCAAUUAAAUAUUUCUUUAUUACCUUUAAAAACUGGUAGAGCAAAAGACAUUACGGGGAGUUUAACUAUAACUAAGGGAUGUUUACCAUAUAAUGAUAAAAAUUUAAUAGUAAAUGAAAAAGAAUAUGUUUAUAAUAUCACAAAGGAUUCAAAUAUUAAAAUAUAUUUUCGAUAA
Messenger RNA from Lodderomyces pseudojiufengensis, 801 nucleotides. RefSeq names its product Elongator subunit. Lineage: Eukaryota; Fungi; Ascomycota; Pichiomycetes; Serinales; Debaryomycetaceae. The record is from RefSeq and is a predicted model, not a curated record. Bases 1 to 801 code for a protein of 266 amino acids. Gene Ontology annotation, cellular component: elongator holoenzyme complex. Gene Ontology annotation, biological process: tRNA wobble uridine modification. The transcript has a single exon.